Verruconis gallopava is the source of this 1634-nucleotide messenger RNA. RefSeq lists its product as uncharacterized. Lineage: Eukaryota; Fungi; Ascomycota; Dothideomycetes; Venturiales; Sympoventuriaceae. The record is from RefSeq and is a predicted model, not a curated record. Gene Ontology annotation, cellular component: membrane. Gene Ontology annotation, biological process: carbohydrate transport; transmembrane transport. The transcript has 6 exons. The coding region runs from base 99 to 1604 and encodes 501 amino acids. Gene Ontology annotation, molecular function: carbohydrate:proton symporter activity.
CGAACUUUGUUCCUUUGAAAUACAGAGAUGUCACCCAAAAUUUUUUCAUUUCUAGAUCUUUUUAACUCAAACUGCCUUGAUUUGUGCUUCCAUCAGCUAUGCCGAUAAAUAUAUCGAGCCUUCGUCUUCAUUUUCUGUGCGGCUAUUUCGCUCUCGGUUCGUUCGUGUGGGGUUACAACAUCGGCAUUCUGUCGACAGUAUAUGUCCAUCCAGGUUUUAAACAGGCACUUGGUCACCCAUCAUCUUCACAGACUGGUCUAAUUACCGCAAUUUAUUACCUCGGCACAUGGCUUAGCUAUCUGUUCCUCUCACAUCCUACAAGCGACCUCUUGGGUAGACGUUAUGCGGCACUUGUAGGGAUGCUCGUAGCUUGCUUUGGCUCAGCAUUGAUAGCUGGAGCGUCAGGAGGUCCCUCAGGAGCUUACACUAUGGUAAUCAUCGGACGAAUCAUUGGCGGUCUAGGCAUUGCUGUUGUGUCUACCUCUGUUCCAUUGUAUCAAAGUGAAAUAGCGCCUCCAAAACAGCGCGGAAAAUUGGUUGUUAUGAACCACAUUGGACUUGUUGCAGGACUAGCGGUGGCGUUCUGGGUCGGAUAUGGGAUCAGUCACUGGGACAGCCCUCGAGGCAGUUCAGUAGGUUGGCGCGUAUCUAUAUCACUCCAAUUUUUCCCGGCGGCGAUCAUGUGCUUGGGUAUGCCGUUCGUACCUGAAACUCCUAGAUGGCUUCUGUUACGACACCGUGCCGAUGAGGCACUCAAAUCCCUCAUCUAUUUUAGAGAGGGCACAUUUUCCGAUGAGCAAAUCCGUGAUGAGCUUCAAGACAUUCAUAGAAGUAUUGGUGCACAGAUGCCUACAUUCACGCGUUGGUUAGAACUCUUCAGCAAACCAGCUCUCUUUCAGCGUCUGUGGCGCGCGGCACUGCUCCAGUUCAUGGCUCAAAUGUGUGGCGCUACUGCCAUGAAGUACUACCUGCCCACACUUUUCCGAAAGCUCAGCCUUGGGACGCGUCUUGCGUUGAUGGUUGGUGGAAUCGAGUCAACAUUAAAGAUCGGCUGCACAGUCAUUGAGAUGAUGAUUGUAGAUCGCGCUGGAAGACGAAACACCAUGGCAGCAGGAGCUCUCGGUAUGAGCAUAGCUAUGCUUAUUAAUGGUGCGUUACCAAUCGUAUACCCGAAUAAUGCAAACCGUGCAUCUGACUAUGCUUGUAUCGUCUUCAUUUUCAUAUAUACCUUUAGCUACUCACUAGGGUUUGGACCGGGAGCUUGGGUUUAUGGAAGCGAGAUCUUUCCAACCACGCAUCGAGCAGUUGGCCUAAAUGUUGCAGCUUCAUUUGGUGCAAUUGGUUCAAUAGUUACUGCUCAAGUUUGGCCUGUCGGUAUUGACAAUGUCGGAUCCAAUAUCUACUUUUAUUUUAUGGCCAUCAAUCUCGCCUGUGUGCCUGUCAUAUGGUUCCUUUAUCCCGAAACAAAGAAGAGGCCACUGGAGACGAUUAAUGUAUUGUUUGAUAACAGCGACAGCAUUGCUCAGGAUUGGCGUAGUUCUAGAGUCGAGGUCAUUAAUAGUGGCUUUGGAAAGGAGCAAACCACUGUUAAUAUUGCAGAAUAACACGUAGUAAACGUACAUUCUUGAAAGAAA